Musa acuminata subsp. malaccensis (wild Malaysian banana) is the source of this 3223-nucleotide messenger RNA. Its product is annotated as probable potassium transporter 11. Gene Ontology annotation, molecular function: potassium ion transmembrane transporter activity. Lineage: Eukaryota; Viridiplantae; Streptophyta; Magnoliopsida; Zingiberales; Musaceae. Gene Ontology annotation, biological process: potassium ion transmembrane transport. Gene Ontology annotation, cellular component: membrane. The record is from RefSeq and is a predicted model, not a curated record.
GGGAGCUGUUCUCUGCCUCUUUCACCCUGCGAGUCCCCACGCCUGCAACGCUGCCGACCUCCCUUGUUCGGUCCCCAAUUCCCCGAAGUCCCUCGCAAAGGACGGCCUUGAGCCCGCCGGGCUUGUCAAGGCGCCACCUUUCCUCCCAUCGAUUCCUCUACAGGUGUCUCAGCCUCUCACCUUGAUGUUCCCCAGCUUCUCUUGAGAUGCUGAUGACACUUGGUCGAUGGAAACUGCCACAAGGCUGGAUUUAGGAGCUUUUCCCAGUCUCUUUGCCCUUGGAAACAGCGCAUAACGAGUUUUUUCUGCGUUGGUUUUCAUCGGAUUUGUUGCGGUGAAGUUGAACAGCCUCAAGCUCUGUAGAUUUCCUCUUGAGGUCUUUUAUCCGGGUGUAGGCUUACAGAUGAUCCUUUUUGGGGUGGUGGGCAUCUGGAGUUUAAGUUGAACCGAGGAGGAUGCUCGCUUUAUCUCGAUUCGUUUCUUUUGUUCGCUUGUGGUAUCUCUUCUUAGCUGAGAUCGGUGAUUGAGAUCCUUGGUGAUCAAAGUAAAGAGAACAGGGACACUGAGGAGUUGUGCUGAGAUUGGCGCUGUUCCAAUGGCGUCCGGGUCUGUAGAUGAGGAGAUGAACAAGGGGAGCAUGUGGGAACUGGAUCAGAAUCUUGACCAACCCAUGGAUGAAGAGGCUGGAAGACUGAGAAAUAUGUAUCGAGAAAAGAAAUUCUCAGCCAUUUUGGUAAUGAGACUUGCAUUUCAGAGUCUUGGGGUUGUAUUCGGAGACUUGGGAACAUCACCAUUGUAUGUAUUCUACAAUACAUUCCCUCGUGGCGUUGAAGAUGCAGAAGAUGUAAUUGGAGCUCUCUCUUUGAUCAUAUACUCGCUCACACUCAUACCACUUCUUAAAUAUGUUUUUGUGGUUCUGAGAGCAAAUGAUAAUGGUCAAGGUGGCACGUUUGCUCUUUAUUCCCUACUCUGCCGUCAUGCCAAAGUAAACACUAUUCCUAACCAACAUAGAACUGAUGAACAGCUGACAACAUAUAGUCGUCAUACGUAUGCCGAGAACUCACUAGCUGCGAAAGUCAAGAGAUGGUUAGAGUCACACGCCUAUAAAAAGAAUGCUCUUCUUAUUCUUGUCCUGGUUGGCACUUGUAUGGCAAUUGGUGAUGGGAUUCUCACUCCUGUCAUCUCAGUUCUUUCUGCAUCAGGCGGCAUAAAGUUUGACCACCCAAAAAUGAGUAAUGAUAUCGCCGUGCUUUUUGCGGUGGUCAUAUUGGUUGGUUUGUUUAGCAUGCAACACUACGGUGUUGAUAAAGUUGGAUGGCUUUUUGCUCCUAUUGUGCUCCUCUGGUUUCUGUUGAUUGGAGCUAUUGGUGCUGUCAACAUAUGGAAACAUGAUAGUUCGGUUCUGAAGGCUUUCAAUCCAGUUUACAUAUACCGAUACUUUAGACGAGGGAAGCGUGAAAGUUGGAUGUCACUAGGAGGAAUUUUGCUUAGUAUAACAGGAACAGAAGCAUUAUUUGCUGACCUGUGCCAUUUCCCAGUAUUGGCUGUUCAGAUUGCAUUCACCCUGAUUGUGUUCCCUUGUCUUCUUUUAGCAUACACUGGGCAAGCUGCAUAUCUUGUUCAUAACACAGAGCAUGUGUCUGAUGCUUUCUAUCGGUCCAUUCCAGAUGGCAUAUACUGGCCCAUGUUUAUCAUUGCAACCGCAGCAGCAAUUGUUGCUAGUCAAGCCACGAUAUCUGCAACAUUUUCAAUAAUCAAGCAAGCUCUUGCACUUGGUUGUUUUCCGAGGGUCAAGGUUGUGCACACAUCAAGGAAGUUUCUCGGUCAGAUAUACAUUCCGGAUAUCAAUUGGGUUCUUAUGAUUCUCUGUAUAGCAGUCACUGUUGGAUUCAAAAAUCAAAUUCAGAUCGGAAAUGCAUACGGAACUGCAGUCGUGAUCGUAAUGGUGGUGACGACAUUUCUUAUGAUCCCAAUUAUGCUGUUGGUCUGGCGGAGCCAUUGGAUCCUCGUCUCCAUCUUCACUGCUCUAUCAUUGUUGGUGGAGCUUCCAUACCUGUCUGCUGUGCUAUUCAAGAUAGAUCAAGGUGGUUGGGUACCUCUUGUCAUCGCUGCAGCAUUUCUCAUCAUAAUGUAUAUUUGGCAUUACGGCACAGUCAAGCGAUACGAGUUCGAGAUGCAUAGUAAAGUAUCCAUGGCCUGGAUUCUUGGCCUUGGCCCCAGCCUGGGCUUAGUUCGUGUCCCUGGAAUUGGCUUUGUAUACACUGAGCUGGCCAGCGGUGUGCCACACAUCUUCUCUCAUUUCAUCACUAACCUUCCUGCCAUCCACUCGGUCGUCGUAUUUGUUUGUGUCAAGUACCUUCCAGUCUACACCGUGCCGGUGGAAGAACGGUUCCUCGUGAAGAGGAUCGGGCCAAAGAAUUUCCAUAUGUUUCGCUGUGUUGCAAGGUAUGGAUACAAAGAUCUUCAUAAGAAAGAUGAUGACUUCGAGAAGAUGCUCUUCGAUAGCCUCUCUCUCUUUGUUCAAUUGGAGACCAUGAUGGAAGGAUAUUCUGAUUCGGAUGAGUAUAGCUUGUUGACACAGCAACAGAUGAUGGAGAAUGGAGACGAUAACACGCUCUCGUCCAAUGUGGAUUACAGUUGCUCAUCUUAUGAUAUCCAACCGGCUCAGUCUCAAGGAAGCAAUAUAGUGAGGUCAUCAAGCCAGACAACUCAAACCAUCAGCGACGAAUUGGAGUACUUGAACAGGUGCAAGGAGGCCGGGGUGGUGCACAUUCUUGGGAACACGAUGGUAAGGGCUCGUAGGGAGUCCAUUAUCGUGAAGAGGAUUGCUGUGGAUUACAUCUAUGCUUUCCUUAGGAGGAUCUGCAGGGAGAAUAGUGUGAUCUUUAAUGUUCCACAUGAAAGCCUAUUGAAUGUGGGGCAGAUAUAUUAUAUAUAGUUAACUUGUCCAAAUAUAGGUGUUUUUUGAAUGCCCAAUAAUUAAGAUCAGAUCAGUGAAAGUAGUAGGGCUUCUUGUAGCUCACAAGCUUUGCCUGAUAUUUCUGAUCAUGAUUAAAGAUAUUGGUAGAACACUUGAAAGCUAGAGCAACUUUCAAUUUUUUUUUCUUUUUUCAGUAUGUCGAUGUGGCGUGGUGUGUAUAGUGUAAUGAAAUUAUAAUGAUUCUUUUAGAGAUUGAAGCAUGUUUCAAAUAAGAGAAGAAGAAAGGAAGAAAGAUUUAUGGAA